AUGGCGCCCGUUCUGCAUCUACCCAGCGUGAAAAGAGAGAAAAAGGAACGAGCUCGCUGUGGCCGGCGUCGACGAGCGCGUGUAUGGAGCGAUGCCUCGGAAUAUCAGAGCAUAUCCCGGCAAUCUCGUGGGAGUCCACGGGUCCGUCGCGUUCUCGCCCACCAUCCAGCUCGUGUUGUUUUGAGCUCAUGGACAAGGCUAGCCUUAUUUUGGUCCUAUGCCCCAAAGCAGGCGGAGUACAUGCGCAACAUGUACACCAAAAUUCUCCAUCAAGACCCUGACCUUGUACCGGCUUUAAAGCACAUCACCUGGCCCGCCAUGUCCUUCAACUAUGGCGGCAACGUGGUCACCAACAAGCACGUCGACUGCAUGAACCUCCCGCAGGGAUGGUGUGCCAUCUGGGCUGGGGGGGAUUACGACCCCACCCAAGGCGGUCAUCUCAUUCUCUGGGAACUCGGGCUGGUGAUUGAGUUCCCCCCGGGCUCAGUGAUUUUAAUCCCUUCGAGCAUUGUUCCCCAUGGCAACAUAGCAAUCCAGCCCAACGAGACCAGGGUUUCCAUGACGCACUUCUGCCCAGGGGGGCUGGCUCGCUGGGUUCAUGCCGGUUUUCGUCCUAUGAAGAGCCUGUCACAGGCUGAGCGACAGGAAGUGCAUGGGGGUGAAGGUAACGAGAGAUGGUCCAGCAUGGUCUCUUUAUUUUCAACCAUGGACACCCUUAUCUCAGACCGUGAAGCCUUGAAAAAGCGAUGA
Coniophora puteana RWD-64-598 SS2 is the source of this 750-nucleotide messenger RNA. RefSeq lists its product as uncharacterized. Bases 1 to 750 code for a protein of 249 amino acids. The transcript has 2 exons. The record is from RefSeq and is a predicted model, not a curated record. NCBI's taxonomy places the organism in Eukaryota, Fungi, Basidiomycota, Agaricomycetes, Boletales, Coniophoraceae.